UCUGGAUUAUCCCUCUCCAUUUGAUCGUACAGCCUCUAGAAAAACCUCUCCAGCUCUCUUCUUCCCACCUCUCAAGCUCUCUGUCUCUCUCUCGGCCGAGCGAUUGAGUAUGAGUUUGAGGGUUUUCCACUCCGAUUUUGAGUUUGAGGGUUUUCCAUAACUUUCUCUCCCACGCCCAAAGAAAAAAAAUUGAAAGUGAAAUCACACCGACAGUUCCCAAUUUGCUUCCACCAAAAAUUUAUUUUCUGUCUCUGCUGGAAUAAGCAGUUUUGGGAAAGGUUCUAUUGAUCAUAACUAUCGAUAGCGAGCUCUUUCGAAUAUGGACGGAAAUGGCGACCCCUUCGCCUCAAUCAUCGAGCUCUGCCACGUUUCGGCCUCCCAAGAGGAUCGCUUACGUCGCUGCCCUUUUGCCCGCGAAUCCGACAACGAUGACGAGGAGGAGCGCGUGGAGUCUACCGGGAUCCUCAUGGUGUCUUUGCCGGAGAGUAGCAGCGCCCACGACGUGUUCCAAACCCCACCGGAUGGUUCCGUACUCCCGAGCUCAGAGGAGCAGUGGUUGAUGGCCUUAGAUCAUCAUCCUGAUCAACUGGAAGUAGAUGGGCCACGUGAUGCCGUGGAUUUGGGGAAGGACUCGGAUCUAGGGUUUUCGGAGGUGGAAUUGACGCAGAAAUCCAAACUUUCAAAACAGAAUAUGGCUUCGGAGGCUCUAGAAGCGUGUGUAGUAGGAGCUCUAACCGACACCAAUACAGAGAAUUUUGAUGUGAAAUUGGACUCCGAGAGUCACCAACAAAUCUUUGAACUUAAUGAAGAAACCGCUGUGGAAGCAAACCGUGAUGAUGUCGAAGUCUGUUCUUCUGCGAAGCGGAGGCUGGAUUUUUUUCUAUCGGAAUCCAGAGAGAGAGGCAAGGACAAUUUGGAAGGUGAGCGGCCGAUGGAGAAGGGACCAAAGAGAGUGGAGAUUGUUAGCAUAUUGAAUGUGUUGAAAAUUUUCAAGGAAAGGUGUGAUGAUAAGGAUGAGAGCUUGAAGAAUGUUAGUAUUCUGGAGAUUUGUAGGCAGCGGGGUGUGACUUUUCCUCCGCCUAGGUGGCGGCCGGAAGGCGGGUUUGAUGCAGUUGAUGAUGGCGGUGGUGGGGGUGAUGGAAAAGUGGAUGUGCUUUGAGGGCAUUUGAGUCUUUCUUGCAGGUUGUUCUAUUGAUGGGUAGGUUAGGUAGCUUCUAUUGAGGGCAGUGGAGCUUCUUUUGGCUUGUAAUUUGAAAAAAAAAAAAAAAAAAAAAAAAAAGAAGAAGAAGAAAGUGCAGCAACCCAUAUGAUUCUCAUGGAAUGCUCAAAUGUAUUUAUGAUUUUGUUGUCUGGUAGGGAUAGUAAUUUUAAAACGUGCGAUUUAAAAAUAUAAUUUUUAAAAUUUGAA
This is a messenger RNA of Corylus avellana, 1408 nucleotides long. RefSeq lists its product as uncharacterized. The record is from RefSeq and is a predicted model, not a curated record. NCBI's taxonomy places the organism in Eukaryota, Viridiplantae, Streptophyta, Magnoliopsida, Fagales, Betulaceae.